AAAGAUAGUAUUAGUAAAUAUAGGGGCCGUAUGAGGUACCCCAGGGUUUAAACGUUUAUGCAUAAAUGCAGACUUGUCCAAUGCCUUAUUGACUGCUGACAAAAGUUUGAACCAAUGAGGCGUUUUUGAAUAGAAAACUUUAUUGUCAGCGGAAGUGACAAUUACAACACUGAAUGCAAAGGAUCCACAUGGGUUCUCCCUCCGGUCAAGCACACUGGUGAAGGUUAAUCGAGGCUGUCAGGGCUCAAUAUUGAACGGGACCCACAAGUUCUCUGGUGGGUUUUAAGCGAGGGUAAACCGAAAGCUUGUUUGCAGAAAUGGAUCCUUUGAAAGCGCAGCAGCUCGCCGCGGAGCUGGAGGUGGAAAUGAUGGCUGAUAUGUAUAACCGCAUGACCAAUGCAUGUCACAGAAAAUGCGUUCCCCCUCAUUACAAGGAAGCAGAACUUUCAAAGGGGGAGGCUGUGUGUCUGGACCGCUGUGUCGCCAAGUAUUUGGACUUGCACGAGAGACUUGGUCGUAAGCUCACUGAGCUCUCCGUGCAGGAUGAGGAGGUGAUGAGGAAGGCUGCAGCUGGGACCGGAUAAGCCAGAUACAGACUUCAACAGUGGGCCAGAAAAUCUCAGAUAUUUUGGUUUUUGUGGGAGGAGCGGGCACUACGGACAUCCAAAAAGGGGAAAUUGGGCUGCAUGGCCCCAAAUGUAAACAUUAUAUGAACAUUACAACAACUAUUCACUGUGAGACAUGCCAUGACAAGGUACAGACUUUUGUUUGGAGGUGGGGUAUAUUUUACUCCAAGAAUUGGUGGAAUCUGGCAGUGUUUGUAGUUUGUUGGAUGGAAGAUUAUUAACAUCACAGGAAUAAAACUUUAUUUGGGUGGGAAGAUUUAUGGAGUAUUGUGUGUCCUUGUGAAAUUGUGUUUCUUUUACAUUUUGUGGAUGUUUUUUUUUUAUGUUGACCGAGAUCAUUGUAUUUUCUGACACACUGUAAUUUUGCUAAACAUACUAAACACUAUUAAAAUAUUUAUCAUAACCUAUAUGUGUCUCAAUAAGUAAACAUAAUGCUGAUUCUUUUUCUUAAUAUGUUUAUGGCAUGGUAAAUAUCCAGCUUCCCAAAAGCGCUUGAAAGCUUUCCUAGUGCAUGUUAACCCUUGUGCUGUGUUGAUAUUUUUUACCUAAUUUGGUGUUCCCGGUCAAAAAUGACUGGCCUAUAAAAAGUUUCUUAUAAAUCUCUUUAUGAUCGUAGGCCUCAUUGACCUGAGCUUAUGCACCUCUGUUUUUGAGUAAAAAGCAUUAUUUGUGGAUAUUUUUGGCAAUAUUAAAUAAAACAUGAAAACAUUCUGUACUAUUUAGCACCCUAGUGUCUUUCAUGUUUAACCAGGAAGUUUGUUUUGAAAUGCUUUUAUUUUGUACAAAAUGGCACAAAGUAACAUUUGUGGUGUUCCCGGUCAAAAAUGACCGGCCUAUUAAAAUUGCUUAUAAAUCUCUCAUUAUGUUAUAUUAUCACCAAAUAUUGCAUUAGAUCUUUUUGCCAACUUGUUUUCUUUCAAUUAGCACAGGUUUUGUAUUUCCUUUUGGAACUUACUGAUCGUAGGCCCCACUGACCUGAGCUUAUGCACCUCUGUUUUUAGUGAAAAAGCAUUAUUUGUGGAUAAUUUUGGCAAUAUUAAAUAAAAUAUGAAAACAUUCUGUUCAA
Molecule: messenger RNA, 1692 nt
Organism: Myxocyprinus asiaticus (Chinese sucker)
Lineage: Eukaryota; Metazoa; Chordata; Actinopteri; Cypriniformes; Catostomidae
Product: mitochondrial import inner membrane translocase subunit Tim10-like
Exons: 2
Coding region: 318-584 (88 amino acids)
Biological process (GO): protein insertion into mitochondrial inner membrane
Cellular component (GO): mitochondrial inner membrane
Source: RefSeq, a predicted model, not a curated record